Ramularia collo-cygni is the source of this 888-nucleotide messenger RNA. RefSeq lists its product as uncharacterized. The record is from RefSeq and is a predicted model, not a curated record. NCBI's taxonomy places the organism in Eukaryota, Fungi, Ascomycota, Dothideomycetes, Mycosphaerellales, Mycosphaerellaceae. The coding region runs from base 1 to 888 and encodes 295 amino acids. The transcript is spliced from 4 exons.
AUGGCCGACAUCACCCCUUCAAAGACACUCGUCUACAAGAAAGUAGGAGACUUGGAGAUUUCCCUCGAUGUCUACCUGCCGGAAAAAGAAUCACCCCAACCCCCAGCCUGUCUCCUCUGGUUCCAUGGAGGAGGCUUAAUACAAGGCCAUCGAAAUGCAAUAGCACCACACAUGAAAAAGGCCGCCUCCAAGUACAAUCUAUGCGUGCUAUCCGCAGACUACCGUCUCGCGCCACAAGCCACCAUUGUAGAAAUAGCCUCAGAUGUCUACGAUUGCGUCAAGUUCAUCCGGAACGAUCUCGCCUCUCGUCUUGGCAAUACUCCAGUCGACACUUCUCGCCUGGCGGUCUCUGGAAGCUCGGCGGGAGGCUACCUUGCUCUUCUCGCUGGUAUUAACGUCGAGCCGAAACCGAACGUCAUCAUUCCGAUAUAUCCCAUUACAGAUCCGCUUGGGACAUUCUUCACGAACCCUCAGCCGCCGCCAAUGGGACGGCCAGCUGUGGAGAGGGAGACUGUAGCUGCGUAUCUGGAUCCGAAUGCUGCUCAAGUUGCAAACAACCCCAAAGAUGACGCGAGAGGGAACAUGUAUGUUCGCAUGAUGCACGAUGCCAACUUGGCCAAGCUGUGGCAUGUUCCUGAAGGUCCUGAGGCAAAUGCUUGGAGGCUUUCGAGGCAGAUAUAUGCGAAGAGAUCUUGUCCUGCGUAUAUUCUACACGGUGAUGCCGAUAGCGCAGUCGGCGUCGAGCAGGCAGAUGAAGUCGUUGGAGCAAUGCUAGGCUGCGGCGUUGAGGUUGUGUACGAACGAACACAUGGCGAGGACCACUUUUUGGACACUGGAGCGGAGUAUGGAAACGAGGCGCUGUACGCUUUCCUGUUGAAGCACAUGUGA